AUGUCCUCACAAAGUAUUUGGUUUGCUUAUGAUCCAAAUUUGGCAUCAUCCAUUCGGACACGUUUAGCUGAUACUGAAACAUCUGAUCUAUGGAUACUCGACAAUGCCACAUCUACUCCAUCACCUCAUAUAAUUCUUGAUAAAUAUUUAGGUAAUCCAAUUCAACAAAUUACAACAAAAAAAUCGUCUGAACAUGAAAAUAGUUACGAUCCAAUGCGUGGUGAUCAUCAAACAAUUGAAUCAUUAAAUAGUUUCCUUCGACGACAAUGUUGGCGUAGUGCUGUCGAUUGGACAAUAACUUAUCUCAUCAAAUAUCCACAAGACUAUCACAUAUGGUUUAUACGUUUUGCUUGUUUAAUUAAAUUGCGUUUAUUUCAAACGAUUGAAAAUGAAUUUGAAACAUUCGGUAAUUUAAAUUCUUAUACAAAACUUCCAUUUUGUUUACGUUUACUUCAUGCUGAAUUACCAAUUUAUAUGGAUUCAAAUCAUUUUCAUGACGGUCUCGAUAGAUUAUUUCGUUUAUUAAUGAUAACAAAUACAAUAUUAAGUAUUCUGCCUAAAGAUCAAACACAAUUGUGGCAUAAACGACGUUUACGUAUAUUAUAUUCAAUAGCGAAUUGUUAUGUAUUAAUGAAACGCGUUGAUUUAAUAAUUUCCAUAAUUGAAAAUCAAAUAAUUAAAAAUGAAAGUAUAGAACAACAAAUCGAACUUUAUUUAUUGAUCGUACGAAUAUUGUUGCAGACUGGCGAUGAUUUUAAUGCUCAACGUGCAUUCGAUCGUGCUCUUAAUCUACUAUCAUCAAAAGAAAAUUUAUCAAAAGAAUUUUUAUCAACCAAAGAACUGUUUUCAUUAUUUCGUAAUGAAUUUUCGUCCAAUAAAUUAAUAACACCAUUACAAAAUCCUAUGGAAUUAAACAAUCAUUCGGUUAUGUUACUUUAUAUGUCAAAAAUGAAAGAAUCAUUAGAUUUAUAUGAAAAAUUAAUUCGAGAUAACAAUGAAAAUAUUCAUGAAGCUAUUAUUUAUAAUAUGUGUACAAUUUAUGAACUUGAAUCGUCUCGAUUUGCACAAAAGAAACAUGAUCUAAUCGAUUAUAUUAGUAAAUAUAUUGGAGAUGGAUUUAGUUUAUCAGCAUUGAAAUUAUAA
Molecule: messenger RNA, 1143 nt
Organism: Rotaria socialis
Lineage: Eukaryota; Metazoa; Rotifera; Eurotatoria; Philodinida; Philodinidae
Source: the annotation of a GenBank genome assembly